AUGAUCGCCGCUCUAGCCAGUGAAGUUGUCAUCCACCCGAUGGACACGAUUGUGACUCGUAUGCAAUCCGCAAGAUACACCCAAAUAUACAAGCACGUCAACGGGACAAUAAGCCGUUCUCUCUUCACGGGUCUCUAUCAAGGCUUCGGGCCAACCCUGAUAGCAGGAACAAUCGGCUCGGCAGCCUUCUUCACGACGUAUGAGGCGACAAAAUCGGCAUUUGAGGAUGCCCAGGCUGCAGGCUAUUUUCCUGGCGUGCCACGACCUGUUGGCCAUAUUGCCAGUAGUGCAGUAGCCGAGUUACUCGCUUCUGCUAUUUUGAAUCCGGCGGAGGUGCUGAAACAGAAUGCUCAGGUUUUGCAACCCAAGGCCGGAGAGUCUCCAACAAUAGAGAUGUUGAGAAGGCUGAGGGGACGACCCUCGGCAUUGUGGGCUGGAUACACCACUCUGGUAGCGAGUCAAAUGCCCGGGAUCUGUCUAACAUUUGCCUUGUAUGAGACUUUCAAGGAGUCUUUGCUGCAAAAGCAAUCAGGUAGUGAGACUGGUUCACAGCUUCAGGCAAUCGUGCUCAGUGCCUGUACUGCUGGGGCAUUUGCGUCAUUGCCAUUUGUUCCUAUUGAUGUUGUGAAGACACGGAUGAGACUAGCGGUUGGCGAGCGAACAACUGAUAUCCAGCAAAGUCCAAAAGGAGGGAAGGGACUAUCGACACGCGUGAGUGCAUUCUCUGUUGCUGGCAACAUACUUUGCAAGGAAGGGAUAGCUGGUUUAUUCCGAGGAUCUGUUAUGACAUGUGUUGCUGGGGUAGUGGGGAGCGGACUCUACAUUGGAUGCUACGAGGGGAGCAAGCUUUACUUGUUUGCCCAGACUUGA
This is a messenger RNA of Penicillium salamii, 870 nucleotides long. NCBI's taxonomy places the organism in Eukaryota, Fungi, Ascomycota, Eurotiomycetes, Eurotiales, Aspergillaceae. The record is from the annotation of a GenBank genome assembly.